GUGUGGUUUCCGAGGUGGCUAUGUAGAGCUAAUCAAUAUAGACCCAGCUGUCAAGGCCAUGUUUACCAAAGCCAUUUCUGCCAAGUUGUGCUCUGCUGUCACUGGCCAGGCUGCCAUGGAUGUGGUUGUGAACCCACCUAAACCAGGUGAACCAUCCUUCGAGUUGUUUAAACAUCAAAAGGACACAGUCCUGGGCCAGCUAGCAGAGAAAGGAAGGAUGACAACCGAUAUGUUCAACUCCAUCAAGGGAAUCUCUUGUAACCCAGUACAAGGGGCCAUGUAUGCCUUUCCCAGGAUCGAUAUCCCCAAGAAAGCCAUUGCAGAAGCUAAAUCGAAGGGUCUGGCUCCUGAUGCAUUUUACUGCUACAGUUUGCUGGAGGAGACAGGCAUCUGUGUGGUCCCUGGCAGCGGAUUUGGUCAGAAGGAAGGAACUUGGCAUUUUAGGACGACAAUCCUACCUCCAGUAGAGAAGAUUGGAGAGAUGCUCAACCGUUUCGGGGAUUUCCACAUCAAGUUCCUGAAUAAAUAUUCUUAA
This is a messenger RNA of Candidula unifasciata, 535 nucleotides long. Lineage: Eukaryota; Metazoa; Mollusca; Gastropoda; Stylommatophora; Geomitridae. The record is from the annotation of a GenBank genome assembly.